This is a messenger RNA of Miscanthus lutarioriparius, 837 nucleotides long. The record is from the annotation of a GenBank genome assembly. NCBI's taxonomy places the organism in Eukaryota, Viridiplantae, Streptophyta, Magnoliopsida, Poales, Poaceae.
AUGGUGCGGUGCAGCAACGGCCUGCUGGGCCUCCUGAACGCGGGCGUGCUGGUCCUCGCUGUCGUCGCGCUGGGGGGCGGCGCGUGGCUCAGCCACCGCGCGUCCACCACCGACUGCGAGCGGUUCCUGGAGCGGCCCGUCAUCGCGCUGGGGGUGCUCCUCCUCGUGCUCUCCCUCGCGGGCCUCGCGGGGGCGCUCUGCCGCGCCUCCUGCCUCCUCUGGCUCUACCUCCUCGCGCUCUUCCUCCUCAUCCUGCUCCUCUUCGCCUUCACCGUCUUCGCGUUCGUCGUAACCAACCGCGGCGCCGGGUGGGUCGUCUCCGGCAGGGGGUACAAGGAGUACCGCCUCGGGGACUACUCCACCUGGCUUCAGAGGAGGGUCGAGAACUCGCAGAACUGGGCCAAGAUCCGCAGCUGCCUCCAGGACGGUAAGGUCUGCCAGAAGCUCGCGUCCAGAAAGGAGACGGUCGCCCAGUUCGUCAACAGCAACCUCUCCCCGAUCCAGCUAAUAAACCUAUCUUAUGUCCAGUCUGGAUGCUGCAAGCCACCAACAGGUUGCAACUUCACCUACCAGAGCGAGACUGUCUGGAUCAAGCCCGCUGGCUUCAACACUACAACUGAUGACCCCGACUGCACCACAUGGUCGAACGACCAGACCGUGCUCUGCUACGACUGCAUGGCCUGCAAGGCAGGCGUGCUCGCCAACCUGAAGAACGACUGGAAGAAGAUCGCCACUGUCAACAUCAUCUUCCUGAUCUUCCUCAUCGUCGUCUACUCCGUCGGGUGCUGCGCGUUCAGGAACAAUCGGCAGGACAACUCGUACCCGGCCUGGAAAUGA